CUCCUGCGUACUCGGAUGUUUCCUCGUGAUGCUCGAGCCUGGACCUGAUCAGACGCUGUUGGUUGCUUACUAACAACUGUGUAUCUUAUCUCCGAUCGCAUUGAUAACUCGCCAACUUCCUCACAUAAACCUUCCACUUCUUACUAUCAUGAUACCGCAGAAAGGGAACUGAGUAGCGCAGCUGAAGACUGUUGUGCAGACGAAUCAUUGCUUGUGGCAGCAAAGGGCUGCAAAACCCGCAGCACUUCAAGUAUCCUCAAGGCAUAUCGAAUUUGUGACUGCAAACUUGCUGAACGUCUGGUCAUCAUGUCAUCAAAUGAAGCGCUCGAUGCAUCAAGCAGUACACCCCAGGCAGGACCGUUAAAUCUUCUACGACCAUUGCUGCUACUUUAUUGGUCCUCCACCUACAUUCCUAUAACUGUCUGGCAACUUCUAUUGAGUUUCGACUUUGGGCCACUUUUCAAUUUCUCUCUCUUUAAAGAGGCAUGGUUUGCCAGAUUCUGGGGCUUCCUAGGGCCGCGGUCCCGCGAACUAUCUGCACCUAUUGUCGUUCCCCUGAUCUCCAACAAUGCUACAGGAAUUUGUUUGGACAUAGGCCCAGGCAUCGGGGAGUGGCUGUACCUCUUUGCUAAAGGGACAAAUCCGCGCAUCACCAAGAUAUAUGGAGUUGAGCCGAACGUCGACAUGCAUCCGAAGCUCCGCGAGAACGCAAUCAAUGCUGGUCUUGGUGACAUUUACGAAGUAAUAGGCUGUGGAGCACAGGAGUUGCAGGCGAAAGCAGGGUUUCAAGCCAACAGUAUUGACACAAUCAUCACCGUACAGUGCCUUUGCUCGAUUCCGACUCCAGAGAAGAUCAUCCGCGAGCUAGCUCCAUUGCUCAAGCCAGGUGGAAAAUGGCUAUUCUUUGAACAUGUCCGUACCAGGUUUCCAGGUCAUUUUGUAGCCAUCUGGCAGCGGUUGGUCAACAUCAUUUGGCCUCAUUUCCUGAAUGGCUGCGAUAUCUGCAGACCUACAGAUGAAUGGUUGAUUCAGUCAGCCCGAUGGAGCGAUGUUCAACUCAGCUCGGAAGACGGACCUUAUGAUACCCUUCCCCACGUUUACGGGACUCUCACCAAGGGCACUUAGAGAGGAAGAGGUCACUACUGAAUUGGAAAUGUAUGAGAGGUGGCUGUUCGUGGCAAUGCACCUGCUGUGAUUCAAAGUAUGCUCGUGUCAGUGCGGCAAACACGGCAAAUUGCUUUCAAACUUCAAUGCCGACUAUGCGCCCUCACAAAUAGUUCCAGUGUGUGAAGGCCAAACAAAACAUUAGCUUGCACCACAUUCCUACGUGGCUACUUAGGUACAUAGGCACGAUAGAUACCUGCGCAGGGAGUCAAUUGUGAAGGUUUCCACCCGAGGUCUGACAACAAGGCAGAUGAUCUAUUUGUGAACGCGGCUACACCCACAUAUCCAUGGAUGCUUUCAUGAUCCUGGUAUCAUUAUUUCUACAAUCAAAAGCUUUUCACCCAA
Dissoconium aciculare CBS 342.82 is the source of this 1509-nucleotide messenger RNA. Its product is annotated as S-adenosyl-L-methionine-dependent methyltransferase. The record is from RefSeq and is a predicted model, not a curated record. Bases 307 to 1125 code for a protein of 272 amino acids. NCBI's taxonomy places the organism in Eukaryota, Fungi, Ascomycota, Dothideomycetes, Mycosphaerellales, Dissoconiaceae. The transcript has a single exon.